AUGAAUAGGUUCCGGAAAUUGCUGAUACAAGAGGAAGAAGAUGUCAUUACAAGAAAUCGUCAAAGAGCCCUGGUGAUGCAGGCAACUUCCUCUCAUAUCUUGAGGAUCCAAGAGGAAGAAUCACAGUGGGGUGGUUCACAACCCGGGUGCCAGUACAUCGCAAGAGAUCGAGAAGCUAUGGAUCGACGACUGAAAGCUCUAUACUUCACUUCGCCGUGCAGGUUUCAGGGCGAUGUAUUUCGCAGAAGGUACAGAAUGCGACCUCAUGUGUUUGACCAAAUGAUGAAUGAUGUCGCCAACCACGAUCCGUACUUUGUGCAAACUGAUGAUGCGUCCGGCAGAGUUGGUUUGUCUACCGAACAAAAGCUGACUUGUGCUAUGAGGAUGCUUACUUACUGGCUUCCGGCUGACCUGUGUGAUGAGUUUCUAGACGUAGCUGAAUCUACAGCUUUGGAGAUCUUGAAACACUUUACUAGAGCAAUCUGGAAUGUGUACCACAAGCAUUACCUUCGUCGACCAACUACGGCAGAUUUGCAGCGGUUGCUCGAUGUUGCCGACAAAAAGGGGUUCUCCGGAAUGGUGGGAAGUCUCGACUGUGAGGCUCCUCGAGUUUCGUACCAUGUAGGUGAUAGAGAAUAUGGCCAAUGCUACUACCUAGUCAAUGGGAUCUACCCUAAAUGGGGAUCUUUUGUGAAAGCAAUUAGAAAUCCAAUUAUACCAGAGCAAGCUCAUUUUACAAAGAUGCAGGAGUCAUACAGAAAAGACGUGGAGAGGGCAUUUGGAAUUCUCCAAGCUUGUUUUGCAAUAGUAAGAGGACCCGCUAGUGGAUGGGAUAGAGAGGAUCUCCAAUACAUCAUGAUGACCUGCAUUAUUUUGCACAACAUGAUUGUCAAUGAUGAGCAUGAAGAAGAUGAAGAGUCGCCUAUUGACCCCGAUGAUAUCCCCACCAGACCAAGGAAAGCAGAAAUAUAUGAGAGGUAUGAGGUUGAUCAUGAGGUUGAGCGCAACCAUCCUGAACUUGAGGAGUUCAUGACCCGUUACCAGGGGGUUAGAUGCCCAAUUGUGGAUAGAGUCCUUCAAGGAGAUUUGGUUAAUCACCUCUGGAACAUGAAGCUGCAAGCAGAGCGGAACCGCAGAUGA
Molecule: messenger RNA, 1140 nt
Organism: Rosa rugosa (rugosa rose)
Lineage: Eukaryota; Viridiplantae; Streptophyta; Magnoliopsida; Rosales; Rosaceae
Exons: 2
Coding region: 1-1140 (379 amino acids)
Source: RefSeq, a predicted model, not a curated record